AUGACGGCAGCCCUAUCGAAUGCCACCCAGCACGAACCGACUGUCUCCGGUCCAUCCCUAGGGCUCGGCCGCUCCAAGUGUGCCGCCCACCAGGUGGUCUCUUUGUUAAGAGUUCAAAAUGUGAGGAGUUAUCGGCCGUGCGCAAUCUGCUCUGACGCCCCACAACGACUGCUCUCUCUCUCUCUGUCCGUGUGCAUCACGAAUGUGGGGGGGGGAGGCGGGGGGACUGGGUGGGGUUGUUGGCAGAGUGCGACGGCUGGACUGGACGACACAACACUCGCCAAUCUUCGAGUUGUUCAAUCGCCUCCUACCCCCCUCUCUUUUAAUAUGUUCGUGGUCGUUUGCGGCGUCGUCACCGAGGGUAACCCCGUGGCGCACACUUGGGCCAUGGCAUUUGUGGCUAAGAGGAAUCUCGCUAUCGCCUUCGACGUCGAUACCCCAAAGUGGCACAGGUUGCUCGGAGGAAGAGGAAAUCGACUGAAGUCAAGUGGUGCCGCUGAGAAGCUGUGGGUUUCCAAAUCUGGUUCAACACUGCUCCAAGUAGACUGA
Messenger RNA from Mesocestoides corti, 549 nucleotides. The record is from the annotation of a GenBank genome assembly. NCBI's taxonomy places the organism in Eukaryota, Metazoa, Platyhelminthes, Cestoda, Cyclophyllidea, Mesocestoididae.